AUGGGUAUUAUCCAGACAGCUGACCAGUUAAGAUUUUGUUAUCGAGCAGUCAUUAAGGCUGCGGAUACUUUACUUGGUAUGUCAGUUGAUCAAAGACCGUUUGCCAAGUUUGAACCGGAUAAGGAGGAAGAGGAAAAUGUGUCGGAACCUUCAAGCGAAGAUGAUUCAGAUGAUAUGAGCGAACAAGGCGAAGUUGAAGAUCUUGCUCUGGAUGAUUUCGAUUCAGAAGAAGAUGUCGCUGUCGGUGAUAUCGAGACAGAACUGUUUAAUCCAUUGAAUGAUGUCGGUGUCAGGUUUAGAAAUUAUGAGUUUGGUUCUAGUCUUAAUACCCAAAAUAAAAUCACUAUUUCUCAGUUACGUAGUUUAAACUCUCUCAUCACGUCUGAAGCUGAUUCAGAUCCACUCCAGUUACAAAAAGACCGAUCGUCAGUUGAACAAAAUCACUUGCCAGAUUACUCAGACAAUAAUAUGGUUCUAAGAAGUCAAGUAUAUCACGCCUUCGAAAAACCCGAAAAUGGACUAUCCGAAUUAUCCACUGCAUCAAAUAUUCAUGCAAAUUCAUGUAAAAGGAUUAAUAAUGCUUUACCAACCAGUCAAAUAGAACCAUUUCUUUCAAGAUACGAGAUUAGUAAAAAGAAUCCUAUUUUGUCUACGCUUUCUACAUCGCAUUCAGUCACACCUAAUUUCUAUCCAAAUAAUACUAUUUCGCGUUCUUCUGAAUUUGAAGAUAAUUCCGACUCAUAUACCAAAGAAUAUUUAGCUGCUUCGAUAGAUUUACAUGAACGUCGUACUGCUCGUCUAGCUCGACAAGCCAGAAUGCGUGCACAAAUCGAAGUCAUACGUACACGAAUGCGUGAAACAGAUAUGACACGCAAAAGAUGGCUUCCAACUCAUGUGCUCCAGUAUCUCCGCCGAUUUUAUGCAGAAAGCGGAUAUGUAAAAAGUAAAACUGGUGCCGUAAUCAGCAGUAUCCUUGUAGUUGCCGUUAUAAGUUUCGGUACAAUUGCUUAUAUCUACUGGUAA
Schistosoma mattheei is the source of this 1023-nucleotide messenger RNA. Lineage: Eukaryota; Metazoa; Platyhelminthes; Trematoda; Strigeidida; Schistosomatidae. The record is from the annotation of a GenBank genome assembly.